UUUCAUCUUUAAUUCAUCCAUAACUUCUAGUGGCGUCAAGCACAUCGCUCUUGAACAAAUCUCUCGAUUAAAUUACGACUUGGGAAGGUCGAGAGAAGAAGAUAUCUCCAAGAUGGAGAAGAGUGGGAUCGAUGUCUCAAAUCAGACCCCACGGCGGGGUCUCAGAACGCCCACUCGUAUGCACAUCAGCCUUCUCCUCAGCCUCGCAUUUCUGUCUUGGAUCGUGUAUCAACGAUAUCCAACCGAGGUGCAGUAUGGACAUCAAUACGGCCAUGUUGUGAAGUUCACCGACGCUGAGAGACCGGCCGAGGAAUUCGCUUGGACCAAGAUUACUCCCACAAAACAUCUCGAGUAUACACCAUGUUACGGGAAGUUCGAGUGUGCACGUCUCGAUGUCCCAAUGGACUACAAUUCCACUGCCUCGGAUGCAUCCCGAGUGGCGGUGGCUAUUAUUCGAUAUCCUGCCCCGGUCCCUCUGAUCCAUCCUCAAUAUGGAGGACCGAUUCUUCUGAAUCCAGGAGGGCCAGGUGGCUCAGGAGUUAACCUCGCACUUUCAUGGGCCGAAACAAUCUCAAAGAUUGUCAAUCCUCCUCUCAACAGCUCAGCUUAUGGGAGUACAGACGCCAAAUUCUUUGAUAUCGUAUCGUGGGAUCCCCGAGGAGUCAAUAACACUACACCACAUGUUGAAUGCUUUCCUGAUAACUUCUCACAUGAUGUGUUUAAGCUUCAGAUGGAGUCUGAGGGGUUUGGCUCAAUUGAAGCGAAAUCCAAUAUGUGGGCAAGAUCUAACGCUUUGAGCUCUGGAUGCUCGGAAAAUGCAUCUGAGAUCAUACACCACAUGAAUACUGCCACUGUGGUAGCUGACAUGGUGGAAAUCAUUGAAAGACAUGGCGAGUGGAGAAGCAAGCAGACUGAGAUCUGGGUUGAUACUCCAAGUUGGAAGCAAUCGACUGCCGAACUUCAUUGUGACCAUCCUUUUGCAAGGAAACCAAUCCUGGAAAGAACUCGGUAUCGAAAGGGAGAAGAGAAGCUUCAAUACUGGGGCUUUUCAUAUGGCACCCUUCUUGGAGCUACCUUCUCAGCACUCCAACCCCAUCGUGUUGGAAGAGUUAUCAUUGACGGGGUGUGCGAUUCUACAGACUACUACAAGACAGGCUGGCUCAGCAAUCUUCGCGACACAGACAAGAUUAUGGACAAGUUCUAUUCUUACUGCAGCACUGGCGGCAAUGAGAAAUGUCCCUUGAACACAGGCAGUCUAUCUCCAGAAGAAAUCCAAGCCGUGGUAGAGAAUAUAGUAUCAAGCGUCAAAGACGACCCAAUUUCGGUCCCAGGAACAGCUAGUAGAGGACCUGAUAUCAUCACCUACUCCGAUGUCAUGAACCUCAUCAAAGACGUCGUUUACACACCCUUGAAACUGUUCCCCAUCCAAGCCACACUUCUAACAGACGUGGCCUACGGAAACGGCUCCGCAUUCGCCGACUACAAAGCCAAACAUCACGAACCAAGCUGUCCUCUGAACAAUUGCGAGAAAGGAGCUCAGCCUUGCGUGGUACCUACCGAGCGAGUGGGUGUAGGAAUACUAUGCUCAGACGGCGAAAGUAUCCAAGACUGGACGAAGAAAGACUGGUUCGACAGGGUGGAGACCCUCGUUGGGCAAAGUAAAUGGAUGGGUGAGUACUGGAGUAGUAUCACCAUGAACUGUGCAUCGUGGAAAGGAAGGCCGAAGUGGAGCGUCAAGCCGGAGGAUAUUACUGGGAACACAUCACACCCUAUUCUCUUGAUUGGGAAUACCCUGGAUCCGGUAACGCCGCUUUACAAUGCAUUUCUAAUGCAAAAGAAGUUCCCCGGCUCCGGAGUCUUGACUCAAGACUCGGAAGGCCAUUGCACCCUCGCCUCGCCUUCCCUAUGCACCGUCAAAGCGAUCAGAAACUACUUUCAGACAGGCGCUCUGCCGGCCCCAGGAACGGUCUGCCAACCAGAGGAACUACCCUUACUUGGGAAAGUGAGCAGAGAUAUCUCGACGCUUAGCGAGGUUGAUAGAGAGUUGUUGCGUAUUAUUGAGGGUAUUAAGGAUUUAGAUGGACCUCGGUUUUUCUAGAUUUGAGUCUUUCUAUGCUUCCCCGCCUCAAAACAAUAGGUCAAUGUAGGACCAGGCGAGCAGGGAACAGCAUUGCAAUAGGAUGUUGAAGCAAUUACAUGCGAAGAGUGGAUAUAUACUGUAUUCUCAUCGAAUACACAAUGGGAGUUAAGUCCCUACCAUAGCAUAGCACAAUAACUCCAAACCAUAAAC
This is a messenger RNA of Mollisia scopiformis, 2290 nucleotides long. RefSeq lists its product as uncharacterized. Lineage: Eukaryota; Fungi; Ascomycota; Leotiomycetes; Helotiales; Mollisiaceae. The coding region runs from base 113 to 2098 and encodes 661 amino acids. The record is from RefSeq and is a predicted model, not a curated record. The transcript is spliced from 5 exons.